CGCCCACGAUGUUCCCCGCGCCACCCUGAAAACGCAGCGGCGGCGCGGCGGGCAUGGCAGAGAUGCGACCGGGGCCAGUGACCGGGACGCAACUCAACGCGCUGCCCGACCACUCGCCUCUGCUACAGCCCGGCCUGGCCGAGCUCAGGCGCCGGGCGCAGGAGGCGGGCGUCCCGCAGACCCCACAGCCACUCACCGACGCCUUCUUGCUGCGCUUCCUGCGCGCCCGGGAUUUCGAUCUGGACCUGGCCUGGCGGUUAAUGAAAAACUAUUAUAAAUGGCGAGCAGAAUGUCCAGAAUUAAGUGCAGAUCUACACCCUAGAAGUAUCAUUGGACUUUUGAAGGCUGGCUACCAUGGAGUUUUAAGGUCCAGGGAUCCUACCGGCAGUAGAGUUCUUAUUUACAGAAUUGCAUACUGGGAUCCAAAAGUUUUUACAGCCUAUGAUGUAUUUCGUGUAAGUCUGAUCACAUCAGAGCUCAUUGUACAGGAGGCAGAAACUCAACGGAAUGGAAUCAAGGCCAUAUUUGAUCUAGAAGGCUGGCAGAUUUCUCAUGCUUUCCAAAUUACUCCAUCUGUGGCCAAGAAGAUCGCUGCUGUACUUACAGAUUCCUUUCCAUUGAAAGUUCGUGGUAUCCAUUUGAUAAAUGAGCCAGUCAUUUUUCAUGCUGUCUUUUCCAUGAUUAAACCAUUUCUGACUGAAAAGAUUAAGGACCGGAUUCAUCUGCAUGGAGACAGUUACAAAUCAACCAUAAUUCAGCACUUCCCAGACAUUCUUCCUCUGGAAUACGGUGGCAACGAGUUCUCCAUGGAGGAUAUUUGUCAGGAGUGGACAAAUUUUAUAAUGAAGUCUGAAGAUUAUCUGAGCAGCAUUUCUGAGACCAUCCAAUGAGAAGUUAUUUCCCGUGAAUGUCUUAGUCAUUAAAAAUUCAAGAAUGGGAUCCUAUCUGGUUACUAAAUUCAGAAGUAACCCUUCUAAAUGAAUUGAUGCUUAUCUGAUCUUUAAACAUUCAACAUGGAUAUCUGGGGAAUGGCUUAACUUUUCCAAUGUUCUGUUCCUUUUAUAUCAAUUAAAUGCUAGAAGAGACGUGAAGGGCAGACAUAGCUAUAUCUAAAGUACCUGUUCCAGUGUAUCUUUGUAUGGUUCGGGAAAUUUUUAUGAUCACAUUAAUACUAGACUGAACACUAGUCCACGGGAAAGAAACAUUGAGCAUAUCAGCUGAUGUGAAACAGUGUUAGUGCUCAGUUGCAGUUGGUGUCAGGUUACAUUUCAGACUGCAAUCUGCAAGCUUUAUGUUGGCAGGAUAGCUCAUCUCAGGAAAAGCCUACUUUAGCAUAUGCACACAGAAGCCUAUGAGUGGACAUCACACACUAUUAAUACUGCAAUCAAUGAAAUCACUGUGGUUGAAAAAAUUAUUUACUUUAGAAAAUAUUCUGAGCACAACUGAUGGUUUCUCAUAUAGUCUUGUAUUUGCAAAUAAGUAAAGGAUAUAAUUACGGCUUCUGUUUAUGACUUAGAUGGAAAAGUAGGGGCACAUGUCUUUUAAACAGACUGUUCAUACUUGAAAAUUUAACAGAACUACACAAGUGAAAGGAAGUGUUUACAUUUUUAACCACCAGCAGUUAUGUCUAGUAUUUUUCAGAUUAUUCAUAAAAUAACUUGAGCUUUACUAUUAUCUCAAAUAUUUUAAGUCCCACCAUUGAUGUUUAAUUUAACAGUCAGUAGCUAGGUGUGCUCUCUGUAUCACAGUGCAGUUCAUUUCUAAGGCUUUCAUUCAUUGAGAAAGGUGUACUCUAAUCCCAUAUUCAGUACAAUCUUCAAUUUCUGGCAUAAGUUUUUACUUAGUUUUUUAAAUUAAUUUUCUUUUGAACUUGAAAGAAUACAAUAUAGAGAACUUGUUGAAUUUGUGUUCAACUGUGUAGGCUUCAACAUUAAUCAUAAAGAGUAUCUGUGUAGGAUAUUUUUCAUUGUAGAGGGGUGUUUGUCUUUAUAAGAAAAUAAGUUUAAUCAGAUGAGCUGACACUUAUGAUUCUCUGUACAUAUACCUCUGAAAAAACUGAAAUGAGUGAUGUUCUUUAGAGAACGUGUCUAAUUUUGAUUUAGCAACUAGAUGCUAACUUUACUAUUUGAUUUUACUAAAAAAGAUACCUUUUUUCUUAAAAAAUUAAUGUUCUUUAUUAAAUUAUAAAAUUAAAAUUGUAUAAAAAUAAUAGAAAAUCAGUUAAAGUAAUAAUGAGUAACACAAUACCUCUGGCUUAUCAAGCUUUUAAUCGCAGAAACUCAGUCAAUCACCUUCUUUACAUGUUGCUAUUAAAUUAUUUGCCAUGACUCUGAAGCAAUGGCACAAUACAAUAAGGGUGCAUGUUUUAAAUGUCUACAUUAGUGAAGUAAUUAACAAGAAACUGGAUUUUAAAAUGUCAAUCAGUGUAAGUGCAUUCUAUGAUGGGGCUUUCAAAUGUUUAUAAAAUGAAGCAAGCCUAUGAAGACCAUCAAUGAACAAUGUGAGUAGACAGUUUGAAGGGUGCUGUGCAAAUAACUGUGGAAUUCUCCAUGCUGCUGCACUGCAUUUGUGACAGAAGCACUUUCCAAGAGGGGAACUCAAUAGGUGCUCAGUGUGUUGCUGAACUUCACAAUAAUUUGCUUUAAUAUUGUUAAAAAUAAACAUCUUUCUCAUAAA
Messenger RNA from Meriones unguiculatus (Mongolian gerbil), 2676 nucleotides. RefSeq names its product alpha tocopherol transfer protein (gene Ttpa). The record is from RefSeq and is a predicted model, not a curated record. Gene Ontology annotation, cellular component: membrane. Bases 54 to 890 code for a protein of 278 amino acids. The transcript is spliced from 5 exons. Lineage: Eukaryota; Metazoa; Chordata; Mammalia; Rodentia; Muridae. Gene Ontology annotation, molecular function: phosphatidylinositol bisphosphate binding.